Molecule: messenger RNA, 4288 nt
Organism: Misgurnus anguillicaudatus (oriental weatherfish)
Lineage: Eukaryota; Metazoa; Chordata; Actinopteri; Cypriniformes; Cobitidae
Source: RefSeq, a predicted model, not a curated record
AUGAAGAGGGACCCCACAGGAGGCAGCAAAGACUCUCAAGAACAUGCCCACAACAAGGGGAGUUUCAGGGAGUAUAUUGAGCUCUUUCCUUCUGGCAAAAUUGCCAUUGCUAUGAAGGAAGAGCAAAAUUAUGCAAAAGCUUCCAAGCACGAUGCCCCUACUCAGCAAGCUGCACCCACCCAGCACGCUGCACCCACCCAGCACGCUGCACCCACCCAGCAUGCUGCACCCACCCAGCACGCUGCACCUACCCAGCACGCUGCACCCACCCAGCACGCUGCACCUACUCAGCACGCUGCACCCACCCAGCACGCUGCCACCACCCAUGCUUCCACUGCCUCUCUACGCUCCCUCUUGGUUGGGAAGUUGCCUGACCAAAGAACCCUGACCAAGACCAUAAAAAGGAUGGUUUCCCCCAUCAAAACCACACCUUCUUUGGCCCAGGCACGUGCACGACCCUCUGCCACCCUCACCCAUCCAACUGUGUCCAUUGAGGGAGCCACAGGGCCCACAGCCACCCUCACCGACCCGACUGUGUCCAUUGAAGCCACCGCAGGGCCCUCAGCCACCCUAACCCACCCCUCUGUGUCCACUGAGAUAGAUGACAGCACACUGCUGGCAGAGGCAACUAUGUUUGAGGAGGCACAUGUGGCAUCAAAACGAGUCUGUCUUCCAGCUGGAUGGAUACACACCCUGCCUGAAGUAGACCAAAGGUGGAUAUCCAAGGCCCUGUUCAGGUGGGCUGCACCAGGCCGUCCUGAGCUGAUCUAUAACAGGGUGGACAAACUUUGGUGGUAUCCUCCACCGGUACCACUGAAGACCAGUAGUGCUCCUUCCUUGGAGAAUUACUUUGGCCAUCCUCUGCUGCUCUGGAUGCCACGAAAGCUGUGGCAAUUGAAGCUGACCUGUCCACAUCCAGACUGUCAGAAAGACCUUCUGACCUCAGCUGGCCUGCAUCAAAAGAUCAGGGUCGUGAUUGCUUUGAAUAGUGUGUACUUUGUGGCAUCUGAGUACCUGGCCUGCCGAAGAUGUAAGAGAAAGGUCAUCAGCUGGAGCCAUGAUAUCGUCUCCCAACUCGACAUUGGCCACAGAGUGCAGUUCCCCUGCAUUCUAACCUCAAAACUUGCAUGUGACUUUCAGGUAGUAUGUUUGAUGCGUCAACGAGGCCUGGGAAACAGCAGCAGCCAGAUCCAGCGCAAGCUGCAGGAGCGUCAUGCUGAGGUCUGGUUGCAAAAAACAGUCCAAUAUCUUACAGAUUGCAAGGGGAUUGCCAGUGCUGUCACAUCAAGCCUGAUACUGCCUGUGACAUUUGAACCGCUUCCUCCAAUGCCUUCUGUCCCUAAGCACCGGUGGCUGAUGCAGGUCUAUGCCCAGGAUGUCCUGCAACGGCUGGAUGAGAUCAAGGCCGCUAUAACAUCACAAUAUGGUCGGAUCUUAAAAAUGGAUUCCACAAAAAAAGUAGCCAGAAAACUAGCAGGACCCAGCUAUGGCACCGCUGCCUGGGCAACCAAUGUUGGAAAUGAGCAUGGACAGGUGAUCAUGUCCGUGCUCACAGCAAGUGAGGGUUUUGGUCUUGGGCCAAUGAUUGAAGGCCUCAUUAGGAGAUACAGAGUGGCUGGGGUAGCUCCUCCCGAGGUACUGUAUGUGGACCGAGACUGCUGUGGCAACACUCUUCUGAGGAGGAUGUUUGAAGAGUGGGAGCAAAUGACCAUCCGGUUGGAUAUAUGGCACUUUAUGCGGAGAUUUUCUGUGGGUUGCACCACCGACUGUCACCCGUUAUAUGCCACAUUUAUGAGUCGCCUCAGCCACUGUAUUUUCAUGUGGGACCAGGACGACCUGACGGCCCUGAAGAUGGCAAAGCGUGCAGAGCUAGAAGCUGACUGGAGACCAUCAUCUGAAGCUGAUGUACUGCGCCGUAUCAGCCGUAGCGAGCUAGCCCUACAUUGCAGGAGAACCACUCGUGGGACCAAGGAGACCCUGACGAUGAUUGAGAGCCUCAUUCAGGCCUUCGAAGGAGAUGCUGGUCGUGACACUCUGGGAGUCCCUUUAAUAAACUCAGCCCGGAUGACUGAGAUCAUAAAGUCCCAGCGAAAGCAUGUGGCCUGCAUCCAGGAUCCUCAAGGUGUGCAGCUCUACAUGCAGACGGGCACUUUAAUGAAGGGAGGGCAUCGUCUGCCAACUUACCGCUGUGCCAGAGGUUCUACUUCGCUGGAGUCUUUUCAUCUGCACCUCAACAGAUUCAUCCCAGGCACGCUGGCAAGUGACACCUUUUUUCAGGCGUAUCUUUUGGAUGGACUUGCAAGGUGGAAUGAGGACCGGGCUGUGGCAGCAACAACUGAUGAGCAGCAGCCACAUUCCUAUAGUCAUCUUCUCCGUCAUGCUGCCAAUAUUCUUUCAGAGGAGGUCAUGGGCAUGAAAAUCAGCCCUUAUGUUGGGCCAAGAAAGUACACUGGUGAACUUAUCGGAGUAGAGUAUCUUUACCAGCAAACUGGUAAAGUUCUGCAGGACUACAGGUUGGCCAUUGAAGAGUCUGAGACCACUGAGGUUGCUAUAGAGGUGGAGGAAGCUUAUGAUGAACUUGAGGAGUUUCAAGACAUCACUGUCCCCACCUUUGACACAGAGCGGAUACCUUCUGCUGCUUCACAAGCAUCAGUGUCUGCAGCAUCAUCUUCAACCCCUCCGGCAACCAGACCCAAGUCAUCACUGUAUGUGUCACCAGUGAGAUCUCCUGUCACCAGCUCUACGUCAUCACUGUCUGUGGUCCCUCCAAUACCAGUCACAUCUUCUGUUUCCAGCUCACUGCACACUCAGCCAGCACUAUCUCCUGGCGCACAUAGCUGUGAGUUUUACCAAAGUAUUUUUAUUGAGAGUUCCCCAGGUAACCAAGAGUCCACAGAAACUGACCUUCCAACAUCUGAAGAGAACCCUUCGCAUGAUGAUUGUGUUGGACCCGAUAAUAUUGAAGGUUAUGGAGCUGUGCAGGACUUGGCAGAGUAUUUGUUCAACCUUAGAGAACACCGUCUGGCCUUAACUGGAGAAGAGUCUGAACAAAUCAUCAACCUAUGGCAGGCAUUGGGGGAGUUUGAUAAGAAAAAGACCACUUACUCGCCACGUCACCAAACCAACCUAAAACAGGGACGAUUCAGGGCCAGUAAGAAGAAUGUGGCACCAGGUGUGGAGAGCACCAGAAGGUGUUUCAUUGGGCCUCAUAGUCCUGCACAGAGGCCUGACUGCAACAGAGUGGUGGAGGGCAUCUUCAUAAGGCUCUGUGCUCUCUACCAAAACGCGGUGCGUGUUAAUGGAGAGAGGGUCACCCGCUUCACAAUGAUUGCACGGGUCUACAGACAUAUCCGAGAGUGCAUCCUCACCAAUGAUAGGGUGAUGAGAGAAACCACCAUCCAGCUUCCACAGAUGAACGCUUCAACAAUCUCAGACUGGUUCUCCAAGCGUGACAAGUCACAAGAUGUGGGGGUUACAAAGCAGGGUAUCAAUUUCCCAAAUGCACCCAUGGCUGGACCUGAGAAGCUUCCUGCGGCUUUGCAGAAAGGGCCGACCCUAUUUUCAGGGAGCUUGGCUGAGCCUCACCUUUUUGUCCUGCCAAGAAACACUGCUGGGGAGGCAAAACUCAAGAGGAGGUCACAACCUCCAGCCAUCACCCAGGCACCACCAUCACAUCAAAGACUCCCUAUCAUUGCACCAGCAAUACCCGUCUCUCUGCCUUUCAUUUUGCCCUCCCUGCAGCUUCCGACAGUUGUAGAUACAUCAUCUUCAGUGCCUGGAACUUCACAGGUGGUGUUCUUUAACGUACCUUUACCUUCUGCUAUGCCACCAUCAGCUCAGACACAAACAUCCAGUCAAGCUGUACCUUACUCCACUCAGCAGUACAGGAAGAGAAAACAGAUGAGGGAGGACACUGGAACUGUCACACGCAAAUAUGUGAGGAAGACAGAUGUUAUUCUUUGUAGAAAGUGCAACAAAGAGAGAAAGCCACCAUCACAUCUUCAGUACUUUGGCAACUGGUACUGCAAAGAGACUGAGACUCAGUCAUAUGCUGAAUGGAGGGCUGUGCUGGAGGGACGUGGUUAUGGGAAAAAAAAAACAGGAAAUGACAAUCCUCCAGCUCCUUAAAAAUUUCACAUUUUAUAUACACACUGUAAAUAAUACACACGCUAUACACACUGUAAAUAAUGUUAAGUUUACCUUGUUUAUGGUCAAGUUUUUAAUUGUUAUUGUUUAGGAUGACCUUUCAAAGUUGCACUACUGUGAUAAAUGUUUGUUUUGAUUUUUA